CCAGUGUGUCGUGUGGCUGAGCAGAAUCACACACAGCGCGCAGAACAGUGUAGUGUUGAGUGGAGUCAGUGCCGCUGCAUGAUUCAGUGCUGUCGAGAGGAAUGAGUAAACGGGGCGAUAGACUGACACAACAGUUGAAGAAAUACUAAGGACGUUUUCAUCCUCUUGGAUACCGGAUUUUUCGUUAAGUUCAUCUGUACUUAAACGCGAGGAUAUCACAAAACACGUCUCAGAGAAGAAGUGUGAAGCAGAUCUCUGAAAAACAUUUCUCUUGCCAUCAUCUGGAAGGGAGAGACAGUUACAGGUACAUUAUGGGGCAAGGAGAAGCUUCAGCAAGAGGCACAAGUAUGGAGGGGGACUGUCUUAGUUGCAUCAAGUACCUCAUGUUCAUCUUCAACUUCUUCAUUUUUCUUGGAGGUGGAUUCCUUCUCGGGGUGGGAAUCUGGGUGCUGGUGGAUCCGACAGGUUUCCGGGAGAUUGUGGCAGUCAACCCUCUCCUGUUUACAGGAGUCUAUGCAAUUUUGAUCAUGGGCGGGAUGCUGUUCCUACUGGGAUUUCUGGGCUGCUGCGGAGCCAUACGAGAAAAUAAAUGUCUUCUACUGUUUUUCUUCAUGCUCAUACUCAUCAUAUUUCUGGCAGAGCUGGCGAUGGCCAUUCUGGCAUUCAUUUUCCGGGAGCAUCUCACCAGAGAUUACUUCACCAAGGAGUUGAAAGCACAUUACCAAGGCACCAAUAGCACUGAUGUCUUCACCUCCACAUGGAAUGCCAUUAUGACCACAUUUGAUUGCUGUGGGGUGAACAGUGCUGAAGACUUCGAUGAUCAGAGCCUCUUCAGACUGGUGAACCACAGCAGACUAGUGCCAGAGGUUUGUUGCCAGAGGAACGAUCUGAUGAUGAGCAAGGAGGAGUGUCUCAAGGGAAUUAUGCCAAUCCGUAACAAGGGCUGUUAUUCAGCAGUGGUGGACUAUUUUGAGACAUACAUCUACAUGGCUGGAGCCCUUGCUAUUGUGGUGCUGACUAUUGAACUUUUUGCCAUGGUGUUUGCUAUGUGUUUGUUUAGGGGAAUCCAGUAAUCUUAACAUGCUGUACAUUAAGGACAUUUUGUGGAGGAAACACAUGGCAUGGAAGAAAUUUUUAAAUAAGAAGAAAACACUUAUAUAUUUGCCAUCUCUAUGUUGUGAUGUUGGAAUAUCUGAGAAUUGCCAAAAAUGUAUCGUACUUCACAGAUGGGACUUUGAGGUACCUGUGAAAAACAAAAGUAAAAGUCAUUCUUAAAUUAAUGGUGGGAUCUAUGGCAGUCCUUUAAGGUCAAUGGUGGACCUUGCACUGAUAUUUGGUUGAAUAUUUAUAGAUGACAAAAAGACUGAUUUGUACAAUAUGUUUUACCUUUUAUUUACAGCACAUUGUUCAGCACUGCUCCAGAACCAUGAUUAAAAUAAAACUACACUGUGUGAAUGGGAUAGUGUGUCUGUGAAGAAGGGAAGAUUGGUCUCUCUGUGUGUGUGCUUAUGUUUCUGUUUAAAAUUCGAGAGGCCAGCAGCUUCUUAUGUUAUGUUUUAUGAGUUGCAACUGUGGAUAUUUUAUGUUUUUAGCAAAACUGUGCUGUAUUUGUGUUGUAUCUAUUGUACACAUGACACUGAAUUAUAUAUGUAUAUACAGUUUUAUGCAAAAGUUUGGGCACCCCUCUGAGGCUGCAUAAUAAUUAGCUCUUUCUUUAUAAGAAAAUAUUAUAGUGAUAUGCCAUUUAGUUUCUAAUUGCUAAUUGUGCUUUUCCUUGAUUCUCUACUGAAAAGUAGCAACAUGGGAACCUCAAAAGAACUCCCUAAUGAGCUAAAAACUAGGAUUAUUUGUCAAUAUGAAUUCGGAGAAGGAUACAAAAAUUUUCACAAAGGUUUAAGGUCUCUGUCUCCACAGUCAGAAAUAUAGUUAGAAAAUGGAAGGCCACGGGAACAGUCCUUGUCAAGGAGAGAUGUGGUUGAACAAUGUUCAAGAAUCCGUCAAGAGGUUGAAGUUACACCGGGGUUGGUUGUUUCAGCAGGACAAUGACCUAAAGCAUCCAAAUCUACCAAGGAAUUAAUGCACAGGCACAGAUACAAUGUUCUAGAAUGGCCAUCACAGUCCCCAGACUUGAAUACUAUCAAACAUCUAUGGAUUGUCUUGAAGCAGGCAGCCAUCAAACCAACAGACAUUUUGCAAGGAAGAAUAGUCAAAAUACCUGAUUCAGGGACUUAUCAAUGGCUAUAAGAAAUGUCCACAGGCUGUUAUUUCAGCAAAAGGUGGCUCUACUAAAUAAUGAUGUGAUUAUUCCAUUGGGGUGCCCAAAUUUUUGCACCUGUCUGUAUUUGUUGUGAAUCACAUUGCAUUGUUUCUGUUGAUUGAAUAAAUGUUAUUUAAGAAUUUAAAUGUUAAUGUAUCCAUAAGGUAUAAAUUAUAUCCAAAUGAAGUUGCAGCUUCGAUUAUAAAUUGAAAUUAUGAAUAUUAUCAGGGUUGCCAAACUUUUGCAUAAAACUGUGUGUGUGUG
Molecule: messenger RNA, 2521 nt
Organism: Cyprinus carpio (common carp)
Lineage: Eukaryota; Metazoa; Chordata; Actinopteri; Cypriniformes; Cyprinidae
Product: tetraspanin-18B-like
Cellular component (GO): membrane
Source: RefSeq, a predicted model, not a curated record